Molecule: messenger RNA, 2962 nt
Organism: Pteropus alecto (black flying fox)
Lineage: Eukaryota; Metazoa; Chordata; Mammalia; Chiroptera; Pteropodidae
Gene: GPAT3
Product: glycerol-3-phosphate acyltransferase 3
Exons: 12
Coding region: 500-1816 (438 amino acids)
Biological process (GO): triglyceride biosynthetic process
Cellular component (GO): endoplasmic reticulum
Molecular function (GO): glycerol-3-phosphate O-acyltransferase activity
Source: RefSeq, a predicted model, not a curated record
CUGGCGCCAGUUCCGUCGCGGCCGGUGCUGCGGUGCGGUGUGCUGGCGGGGAUCCUCGCUCCCAGAGGUCCUCUGUGAGUCACCGCUGAGUUGUCGCGAUCGCCACCCAGAGGAAAUCAGGCAGAGCGUAGGGCGCGUUCCCGGCUGCACUCGCGCGCCCUGCCCGCGCCGCUGAGCCCCAUCGCUCGCCCUAGCCCCCUUCUUCUUGCGGGUGCUCCUAGGUCUGGUGCGUUGCGGUGGCUUCGGCGCGGGCCUGAGCCUUCGCGGAGAAAGAGUUAACCCGCUGGAGCGAGGAGGAGCCGAAGAGGAAGGAAGGAAAUUAUCGGCGUUCUGAAAGUUUUUCCUUCCUCUCUUUUUUUCCGCGGCAGAGGUGAGUGCGGGCAGGCGGCGGCGCUGACCCGUCUCUGCUCGCGGAGCUGCCGCCCGAUUGCCUGGGGACAGGGACAGCUCGUGCUCUCGGACUUCUUCUAGGACCCUUUUCGAAAGGGAACGCCAAGCCAUGGAGGGCGCAGAGCUGGCCGUGAAGAUCUUUUCCAUCUGGCUGACGCUGGUGCUCGGCUUCAUCCUCCUGCCUUCUGCCUUUGGGGUGUCUUUGGGCAUUUCUGAGAUCUAUAUGAAGAUCCUGGUGAAAACUUUAGAGUGGGCCACAUUGCGAAUUGAAAAAAGCGUCCCAGAAGAGUCAUUUAUUAAAAACUCAGCUUCUGUUGGUAUUAUCCAAAGAGAUGAGUCACCCAUGGAAAAAGGGCUCUCUGGUCUGCGAGGAAGGGACUUUGAGCUGUCUGACGUGUUUUAUUUCUCCAAGAAGGGAUUGGAAGCCAUUGUGGAAGAUGAAGUGACCCAGAGGUUCUCCUCAGAGGAGCUAGUUUCAUGGAAUCUCCUUACAAGGACCAAUAUCAAUUUCCAGUACAUCAGUCCACGGCUCACCAUGGUGUGGGUAGUAGGUGUCAUGGUACGCUACUGUGUUCUACUACCUCUGAGGGUAACCUUGGCUUUCAUUGGGAUCAGUUUGUUGGUUAUUGGAACUACACUGGUUGGGCAGCUACCAGAUAGCAGCCUCAAAAACUGGCUGAGUGAACUGGUCCACCUGACUUGCUGCCGGAUCUGUGUGCGAGCCCUCUCUGGUACCAUUCAUUAUCACAACAAGCAAUACAGACCCCAGAAGGGAGGCAUUUGUGUUGCCAACCAUACCUCUCCAAUAGAUGUUUUGAUCUUGACAACGGAUGGAUGCUAUGCCAUGGUCGGCCAGGUUCAUGGUGGAUUGAUGGGAAUUAUUCAGAGAGCUAUGGUCAAGGCUUGUCCACAUGUCUGGUUUGAACGUUCAGAAAUGAAGGAUCGACACCAGGUUACUAAGAGACUAAAAGAACACAUUGCUGAUAAGAAAAAAUUACCCAUAUUAAUCUUUCCUGAAGGAACUUGCAUCAAUAACACUUCAGUCAUGAUGUUUAAAAAGGGAAGCUUUGAAAUAGGAGGGACCAUAUAUCCAGUUGCAAUUAAGUAUAAUCCUCAGUUUGGUGAUGCAUUUUGGAACAGUAGUAAAUACAACAUGGUGAGCUACCUGCUUCGAAUGAUGACCAGCUGGGCCAUAGUCUGCGACGUGUGGUACAUGCCUCCCAUGACAAAAGAGGAAGGAGAAGAUGCGGUCCAGUUUGCUAACAGGGUUAAGUCUGCUAUUGCUAGACAAGGAGGAUUGACUGAACUUCCCUGGGAUGGCGGGCUGAAGAGAGCAAAGGUGAAGGACACUUUUAGGGAAGAGCAGCAAAAGAACUACAGCAAGAUGAUUGUGGGCAAUGGAUCUCUCAACUCUGAAUCAGACUAAUUGCCAGCCUGGCAAUAAAACUUGGUUUCCCAAAACUAGCUUUUAGAAAUGGUGUGUGUGUGUGUGUGUGUGUGUGUGUGUGUGUGUGUGUGUGUGUGUGUGUGUGUGUUGAGGGGAUGUUGUUUUGUUUUAUUAUUUGUUUGUUUGUUGUUAAUCUUUUCUACGGGAUGAUGGUCUCUACCUCUUUAUGCCAGAGACAGAAACCAUUGGUGCCCUUUUUGUUGUUAUAGCAUUAGCUUCCUACAUUCUAAGGUAGUCGACUGCCUUUUAUAAAAUGAUUAUGUCAUUGUUGAUUGAAUGAAAUAUUUGUAUGGGAAAAAGUGCUUCUAAAACACUUUUGGAACUCAUCGAUAUGGUAAUUCUCAAAAAAUAUCCCAAACUUUUUUUGUCAUGAUUAGCUUUCUCAUGCCUUGUCCUCCCACUCCUUUCAAUCACUUAAACAGUGAGAUUGCACCUCAGUUCGAGGUCCCAUCGUGGUUAUGUUCUCCUGAAAGAUCGAAAAGACAAAUAUAGGACAGUAUUUAGGAGAAAGGACAACUUUCUGGCCAUCUGAACUGAAAGCUGAAAGGAAAUGUUUUUUACUAGUGUAUUAGGAGAGAAAUACCAUUUGGUGAGCAUUACCAAAGAAAAGUGAGUUCAAGAUACUGUGUGUGAGAGCCCUUAUUUAUAUGUAGGCAAGUUGCAAAUAAAUACAUUUACCUAGCAACUAGUGAUAAAGUUUUUAGUUUUCCUUGUUUGUUUGCUGAAGAUCUGUACCCAGUGCCUCUCCCAUUUCCUGUAAGCAAACACCUUUCAUAUAGGAGGAGCCUUGUACAACAACAGAAAAAUCACAUUGAGUGUCUUUACUGGGAGAAUGAAUGAGGGAAGUCUGUGGCACUGCCCCUUACCCUCCACCGCUUUGUAGUUUAUUUUAGAACUUUCCCAGUUUCUUAAACAGGAAAAUAAAUGGUAAAAUUACCUUUUGGAAACUGAGCCUUAAAUUUUUUAAAGGGGAAAAUAAGUGUUUCCCGACUCACACAGCAUAAGCAAUGUUUGAUAGCAAUAUAAUACCAUCUUAAAGUCUGAGAGUGUUAUAUCUCUUCUGGUAACCAUGUAUAGAAUGUGAAACUGUCUUACAAUGGAUAUAAAUAAAUUCUAUAUUUCUAA